AUGCGCAUUAGCCCGUCACCGCGAGAGCCCGGGUGGGGCCAUGUCAAGGAGGAUGGCAGCGAGCUGACGCCGCGGGAGCUGUCCGACAUCAAGGAGCUGGAGAAUAAGGCCAAACGGGAGGCCAACCCCGAGGCCACGCGGGAGGCGAAGCCAUUGCAGCUCUUGGUGGAGCGAGCUUCCAACCCCAAGAGUUGGAUCCCCUGCAUCGAGGAUGUGCACAACCGCUCCUGGAUGUAUAUGAGCCAAGAAAAGAGCGUGACACACCAGGACUUCCAGGACCUGAAGAGCAAAGUUGAGUGGACGGAGAUCCACGGCGCUGCCGUCGUGACCAGGAAGACCAUGUGGUUCGUCAAGCAGGGCUGCAGGUGUCCUUACAACUACGGCAAGCAGCAAGUCAGUGCUGUGACCUUCCCGGAUUGGUUCAUGGACAUGGCGAAACGCUGGCUGGGUUCUCUCAAUCUCAAUGACGAGGACAAGAACUCUGCGUUCCCGGACUCGGUGAAUUUGAACUUGUAUGAGCACGGCGACCAUCAAGUUGCGUGGCAUUCUGAUGACGAGCCUUUAUUCCGAGGCAAAUUUCAGGACGCUCGCAUCAUCUCUGUGACCUUGGGCGCGAUGCGGAAGUUUCAGGUUGGGCUCAAGGCUCCCAGAAGAGGCGGCAUUCUGAAGCCUGAGAAGGGCAGCACGGCCACCUUCAACCUCGGUCAUGGCCAGAUUUGCACCAUGGAAGGCCUAUUUCAAAAGCACUACCUGCACCAGAUCGCCAAGGGCACCACGCGGCAAGCACGCAUCAACGCGACCUUCCGCUACGUUGCAGAGCAUGCCCCGGACUGCCCUUUGCGCAGGUAG
Messenger RNA from Effrenium voratum, 849 nucleotides. The record is from the annotation of a GenBank genome assembly. Lineage: Eukaryota; Dinophyceae; Suessiales; Symbiodiniaceae.